Messenger RNA from Osmia lignaria (orchard mason bee), 1779 nucleotides. RefSeq lists its product as uncharacterized. The record is from RefSeq and is a predicted model, not a curated record. Lineage: Eukaryota; Metazoa; Arthropoda; Insecta; Hymenoptera; Megachilidae.
CUUGGGGGGAAGUAUCCAGUGAGGUCUGGACAUCGACCAGAUAUCGAAGUGUCCGUAAGACAUGAACAUUUUGGUAUCCACGAUAUUGCUGGGCCUGCUGGCCACAGCUCUCUGCGAAAAAGAGACGACCAAAGACGUCCAGACCGAAGACUCGACCGUAGAGAAGAAACAAGAAAAAAGAGGAUUGAGUCACUACGAAGGAGGUGGAGGAGGUGGAGGAGGUGGAGGAGGUGGUGAUUACGGCGGAGGGCACGAGAUCGCUCUGUCCGGAGGAGAGGGUGGUUACGGUGGCGGUUCCGAGGGUGGUUAUGGUGGCGGUUCCGAGGGUGGUUAUGGAGGCGGCUACGAAGAGGGUUACGGCGGUGGUUCCGGCGGUGGUUACGGCGGUGGUUCCGGCGGUGGUUCCGGCGGUGGUUACGGCGGUGGUUACGGCGGUGGUUACGGCUACCAAGAGGGCGGCAAAGUCAAAGAAAUCACGAUCGUGAAGAGCGUGAAGAUACCUUAUCCGGUCGAGAAGAAGGUUCAUUACCCAGUGGAGAAGGAAAUACCGUACCCAGUCAAAGUCCCCGUACCUGAACCGUACCCGGUUGAGAAGAAGAUACCUAUACCCGUGAAGGUUCUGGUCAAAGUACCUGUACACAUUCCGCAACCUUAUCCAGUGGAGAAGAAAAUACCGUAUCCGGUUCACGUGCCGGUAGAGAGACCGGUACCUCACAAAGUCUACGUGCCACAACCGUACCCAGUGGAGAAGAAGAUUCCAUACCCAGUCAAAGUACCUGUACCACAACCGUACCCGAUCGAGAAGCCGGUACCGUACCCCUUGAAGAUCGUGGAGCACGUACCGCAACCGUUCCCCGUCGAGAAACCGAUACCGUACCCAGUCAACGUACCCAUCGAAAGACCGUACCCGGUCCACGUACCCAAACCGUAUCCAGUGCCCGUCGAGAAGCACGUACCAGUACCAGUUGAAAAGGUGGUACCCUAUCCAGUCAAGGUACACGUGGAGAGACCAGUUGGAGUGCCGGUAGAGAAGCCAGUACCUGUCGAAGUUAAGGUACCCGUACCAGCACCUUACCCGGUAGAGAAGCACGUACCAUACCCCGUGGAAAAGGCGGUACCAUACCCUGUCAAAGUACCCGUCGAACGACCGGUAGCCGUUCCAGUCACGAAACACGUGCCUGUACCUGUGGCCAAACCUGUGCCCUAUCCAGUUAAGGUACCGGUUCCUGUGUCGGUGCACAGUGGUAAUGGCGGAGGAGGCUACGGUGGAGGAGGCUACGGCGGAGGAGGCUAUGGUGGAGGAGGCUACGGCGGAGGAGGCUACGGCGGUGAGGGCGAAUACGGGGGCUACGAAUCCAGCUACGGGGGUCAUUAAUGGGAGUAGGUCGCCAUCGGUUUGAUCGCAAACCGUCGCGUUGUGUAGGUUCUACUUAUUCAAGAUUGAACCUGAACUUCUGACGCGAAUCUAAAGGGAUAUAUUUAUUGUAAAUCAUCGUCGCUGAAAGAAUGUCGCUGCACUUAGGAUCUACGUUAAGCUAUUUAGAAGAAGGGGGAUUCUCGAAAUGUUAUGUGCUUUAGUCGAGCGAUUCACGUAGAUUGUAGCGUUUUGAUACCCUUUGAUACUCGAGUACCUAAGAAUACACACAUUGUAUGCGUACACGUUGUAUUGUACAAAGAAUUCUCUUGGCGUUCGCGGGCUGAGCAAGGGAACUUUGCUUGGCCCGACGAAUACCACCGUGUCUUUCGCUUCUUUCUAAUAAAACCAAAGAGCAAAAUCAA